This is a messenger RNA of Solanum dulcamara, 1544 nucleotides long. Its product is annotated as aspartic proteinase 36-like. The transcript is spliced from 10 exons. The record is from RefSeq and is a predicted model, not a curated record. Lineage: Eukaryota; Viridiplantae; Streptophyta; Magnoliopsida; Solanales; Solanaceae. Bases 80 to 1510 code for a protein of 476 amino acids. Gene Ontology annotation, molecular function: aspartic-type endopeptidase activity. Gene Ontology annotation, biological process: proteolysis.
ACAAAAGAAAAAGAAAAAAGAAAAAAAAAAGAAAAAUAAAAAUUAAUUAAUCCCUUCCUUAGCUGUACUGGUGAAGAUAAUGGAUUUGAGGAGAAACGGGUACUUGGUUCUUUUGUUUGUUUUGUUGGGCCAUGCGAGGGGGGGAAAUGUGGUGUUCAAUGUGGAGCACAAAUUUGGUGGGCGUGGAGGCUUGGGUUUGAAAGACCUCAAAGCCCACGAUGUCCGUCGUCACGGUAGAAUGCUCAGUGCAACCGACUUUCAAUUAGGCGGUAGUGGUAGUCCCACCGGUGCAGCGUUGUAUUUCACUAAGAUUUCAAUUGGGACACCUUCAAAGGAUUACCAUGUUCAAGUUGAUACUGGAAGUGACCUCUUAUGGGUAAACUGUGCAGGCUGUAACAAAUGUCCAACAAGAAGCAAACUCGGGAUAGAGAUGACACAAUAUAACUUACAAGCGUCAACAAGUGGAAAAUCUAUUACCUGUGAGCAAGAUGUUUGCACUGCAAUGUUUGAAACAACUAGCUCAGACUGCAAAGUGGGAAAACCGUGUGAAUAUAUUGUUACAUAUGGAGAUGGUAGCUCAUCUGGAGGAUACUUUGUAAAGGAUAACAUUUAUUUGGAUCAAGUCUCUGGAGACUAUAAAACAUCACCCCUCCAGGGAAACAUAGCAUUUGGGUGCUCGUCUAAACAAUCUGGAGAACUAGGUACAUCUACUAAUGCAGUUGAUGGGAUAAUUGGUUUUGGAGCAGCAAACAAUUCCGUCAUCUCCCAAUUAGCAGCUGAUGGAACCGUAAAAAGAAUGUUUGCACAUUGCCUCAAUGGAGAUAAUGGAGGUGGUAUAUUUGCUAUUGGACAAGUAGUUGAGCCAAAAGUAAAUUCAACCCCGUUACUCCCAAAUCGGGAACAUUAUACUAUUUCUCUCAAGGAUAUUGAGGUUGGCGGUGAAGUUCUAAACAUUCCAUCUUCCAUAUUUGAGUCGAAGUCCAGUAAAGGAGCAAUAAUUGACAGCGGGACAACCUUAGUAUAUCUUCCAAGCAAGGUCUAUAAUGCUCUCCUGAUCAAGCUUAUGGCAAAACAACCAGAGUUAAAGACUCACCAUCAUGACGGGGACUUCGAUUGUUUUAUGUACAAUGGAAAUGUUGACGAUGAUUUCCCAGUUGUAUCGUUUUACUUUUUGGAAAAUCUUUCUUUGACAGCCUAUCCCCAUGAUUAUCUUUUUAAAAUUCGUGAAAAUGAAUGGUGUAUCGGUUGGCAAAAGGGAAUGCAAGGAAAGGAUGGAGAUGAACUUUUUCUAUUAGGAGAUCUUGUGUUAUCAAACAAACUUGUUCUAUAUGAUCUUGAAAAAAAGACGAUUGGUUGGACUCAAUAUGACUGCUCUUCCAACAUUAAGGUGAAAGAUGAUAGCUCUGGAAAUGUGUAUACAGUGGGCGCCCAUAAGAUUUCAUCAGCAUCUACAACCACUUCUACAUUCUUCUUCUCACUUAUCUCGUUCAUAGUCUAUUUCUUCAACUAAUCCAUCAUGUACCACUAUUACAUAUAUACAACAA